CUUCAUUUCCUCUUAUCUUCAUUUCAUAUCCCCCCUUUUUUUUUGAUUUAUUUCAGUUACCCUAUUUUUUUUUUUAUUAUUAUCUACCCUUUUUGUUAGAUUCUAUUCCAAAUCUUCAUUACCUUCAAGGAUACAAUGUCAUUUGACGCAGAUACAUCUCAACCUUCUAAUCAAUCAACACCUACUGCAACAGUUCCACCCAUGUUGAAAAGAUCAGUUUUACCUCCUAUGAGUCGACCUAUUCUACCUCCCAAUGGUACUACGGCUUUUAAACCACCUAUGAAUCAUCCUUCCCAUCCUACUAUGACAACUACACCUAUUCGCGCAAAUGGUCCUGGUCAAUUACCUUUACCUCAUCGUGGUCCUAUAAUGCGAAAAGGUCCUGGCUUAAAACUUGGUUUAAAAGAAGAAACUCCUUUUUCCAAUUUUUCUAAAUACGUUGAUCCAUCGGGUAAAUUGAAUUUCGCAGGCAAAGCUAUCAUUCAUGCUGAUGGGGUAGAUUUCAGUAAUGGUAGUAGUUUUGCUAUCAAAAUGGAUGAUUUAUUACUUCAAGAAGAACUUGGUAAAGGUCAAUAUGGUACUGUUAAAAAAGUAUCACAUCAAGUCACUAAUGUAGUCAUGGCUAUGAAGGAAAUUCGAUUGGAAUUGGAUGAAACUAAAUUACAACAAAUCUUGAUGGAAUUGGAUGUUCUUCAUAAAAGUACUAGUGAAGAUAUUGUGGAAUUUUAUGGUGCUUUUUUUAUCGAAUCAUGUGUAUACUAUUGUAUGGAAUACAUGGAUGCUGGGUCUCUUGAUAAACUUUAUGGUGAUGGUGUACCUGAAGAUGUAUUGGCCAAACUUGCUAUUUCGAUGGUGAAGGGACUAAAGUUUUUAAAGGAUGAAUUGUCGAUUAUUCAUCGAGAUGUUAAACCUACGAAUGUAUUAGUGAAUAUGAAAGGUCAAGUCAAAUUAUGUGAUUUCGGUGUAUCUGGUCAAUUGAACAAAUCUUUAGCCAAAACGAAUAUUGGAUGUCAAAGUUAUAUGGCGCCUGAACGAAUUAAAGCUGUAGAUACAUAUACGGUAUCAUCAGAUGUUUGGUCACUUGGAUUGUCAUUGGUUGAAGUGGCAGGUGGAAAAUAUCCUUAUACUUAUGACAAUAUGUUUGCACAAUUACGAGCCAUUGUUGAAGAAGAACCUCCUACUUUACCGGAUCAUUAUUCAGAUGAAGCAAGAGAUUUUAUAUCUGCAUGUUUACACAAAGAACCAAGCAAACGACCUUCUUAUGCGGAAUUAUUACAACAUCCUUUCAUUCAAAAGUAUCACGAUGUGGAUGUAGAUAUGGAAUCAUGGGCAACACAAGCUUACAAUAAUCGACAUCUUUCCCCUUCUUAGUUAUACUUUUUUUUUUAUCAUCUCUAUCACUUUUUGCUUCAUCCUUUCAUUAUCCAUUUACUUUUUGUCUUCUUAUUUUAUAAAUAUACGCUCUUUUCUU
Molecule: messenger RNA, 1471 nt
Organism: Halteromyces radiatus
Lineage: Eukaryota; Fungi; Mucoromycota; Mucoromycetes; Mucorales; Cunninghamellaceae
Product: kinase-like domain-containing protein
Exons: 7
Coding region: 136-1371 (411 amino acids)
Biological process (GO): protein phosphorylation; MAPK cascade; cellular hyperosmotic response
Molecular function (GO): MAP kinase kinase activity; ATP binding
Source: RefSeq, a predicted model, not a curated record